AUGGAUGACAAGGAACUCGAGAUGUAUCGGAUUUUUCAAGCCAUUGAUGGUGCAGCUGUGCGUCGGCGAGAGGGGGUGGGGAACAUCGGGGAGGCGCUGGGUUGUUGGGCACAGAAGGGGAUUGGUGGGUCCCACAAUGAACACAUCAUCAGUUUGGUGGGUCCCACAAUGAACACAUCAUCAGUUAACGUCUGA
Prunus armeniaca (apricot) is the source of this 195-nucleotide messenger RNA. Lineage: Eukaryota; Viridiplantae; Streptophyta; Magnoliopsida; Rosales; Rosaceae. The record is from the annotation of a GenBank genome assembly.